Messenger RNA from Xiphias gladius (swordfish), 2988 nucleotides. It is a transcript of the gene kcnq1.1, whose product is annotated as potassium voltage-gated channel, KQT-like subfamily, member 1.1. The coding region runs from base 357 to 2486 and encodes 709 amino acids. Gene Ontology annotation, molecular function: voltage-gated potassium channel activity. The record is from RefSeq and is a predicted model, not a curated record. Gene Ontology annotation, cellular component: membrane. The transcript has 18 exons. NCBI's taxonomy places the organism in Eukaryota, Metazoa, Chordata, Actinopteri, Istiophoriformes, Xiphiidae. Gene Ontology annotation, biological process: potassium ion transport; transmembrane transport.
UUGCAAAUCAGUGAAAGGUCUGAGCAGCUGGCGACCGACAGAGCACCGCCUGGCGCCCUCAGCUCUCCAGGCUGAUAAGCGCUCCGAAAGAGGCAGGAUAUAUUCAUUCAGGGCUGAGACUCGCCAUAUCCUCGACAACCCAGGGAGCCGCAAAGUGAAAUUAAAGAAACACCUUCCUGGCGAUUUGGAGCAAAGUUGUGACAAAGUUUAGGUUGCACUUUUACGCGCCCUGGCGCAAUCCGGCGUGCACCAGAAGGUGAGCGCACACGGGCGAACGUUUGUCCGUCUGAGUCGGUCACCGAAAAGUAACUGUGAAAAAGUUUACCCACAGACGGAGGAAUAACGGGGGAGCUACAAUGUCUCACUCCGCGCCCUAUCAGGGGAGCACACGGAGGUCUUCUGGUGUGGCACGUGGAAAGAGACCACCGGAUUUGGAGCUGUCGGAAACCACGUUCAGCGCGCCCGAAACGGGGACACCAGUGCGCAACGACACGUUUUCUGAAAGAGACAAAGUGCCAGAGGACGGUCACACUCCCACUGAGGUGCCCCCCGUCCACCUCCACCCGUACCUAUCUCAUCCUCGGAUGUCUGUCCGGAUGUCGGUGUACAGCACCGGGGUCCGACCAGCCCUCACCCGCGCCUACAUCCAAGGACGCGUGUAUAACUUUCUGGAAAGGCCGUCUGGCUGGAAAUGCUUCGUGUACCACUUCACAGUAUUCCUCAUAGUUCUGGCCUGUCUGAUCCUGAGCGUCCUCUCUACCAUCGACGAGUACCAGGCCCUGGCUCACACAACACUCUUCUGGGUGGAGAUUGUUCUUGUGGUGUUCUUCGGUGUGGAAUAUUUUGUCCGCCUGUGGUCAGCAGGCUGCCGAAGUAAAUAUGUUGGCCUGUGGGGCCGACUGCGCUUUGCCAGGAAGCCAAUAUCUAUUAUAGAUCUGAUUGUAGUUGUUGCCUCAAUAAUUGUGCUGUCAGUGGGCUCCAAAGGUCAGGUGUUUGCCACCUCUGCUGUAAGAGGGAUUCGCUUCCUGCAGAUCCUGCGUAUGCUUCAUGUUGACCGGCAGGGAGGAACCUGGCGUCUGCUGGGUUCUGUUGUCUUCAUCCAUCGGCAGGAGCUGAUCACUACCUUAUACAUUGGCUUUCUGAGCCUGAUCUUCUCCUCGUACUUUGUCUACCUGGCAGAGAAAGAUGCCGUCGAUAGCAGCGGGUCCAUCGAGUUUGGAAACUAUGCUGAUGCUCUGUGGUGGGGAGUGGUGACAGUGACUACCAUAGGCUAUGGAGACAAAGUGCCACAAACCUGGAUUGGAAAGACCAUUGCAUCCUGUUUCUCAGUCUUUGCCAUUUCCUUCUUUGCCCUGCCUGCAGGAAUAUUAGGCUCGGGCUUCGCCCUGAAGGUGCAGCAGAAGCAAAGACAGAAACACUUCAACAGACAGAUCCCUGCAGCUGCCUGUCUCAUUCAGACAUCUUGGAGAUGUUUUGCAGUGGAGAACUUCGAUUCGGCCACGUUCAAGAUGUUUUUGAGAAAGCGAUCCAACAUCCCCGCCUCCUCUUUGUCCAGCCCCAAGCCCAAGAAAUCGGUGAAGAUAAGGAAGAAGUUGAAGAGCAGCGACAAGGACAACGGCCUGACUUCUCCCACAAUUCCCAGUAUCACCUUCGACUCUGUAUUUGACUGUGGGAAGGAGCUGAGCUCAGAUGUUUACAGCACCGUGGGCACAGCAGGAUCCCACACUCUGGGAGGAUGUGAUCACCAGCGGUCGUGGACGUCUUUGUCGUCCCUUCAGUUCAGCUCGCCACCUCCAGUGAAAAGAAACCCCGGCCCUUUGGAUAUCCACUCCCCCAGCCCCCUCCGGAGGAACUGCAGCUUUGCAGACGACCUGGAGCUGGAGUCAGAGCGCUACAGCGAACUGGCUCCCGCCACCUCAGUGUCACAAUUGACAGAGUCGCACCGAAUAGCCAUCCGGGUGAUCCAGAGAAUGCGCUAUUUUGUUGCCAAGAGAAAUUUCCAGCAAGCUCGUAAGCCAUACGACGUGCGAGAUGUGAUUGAGCAAUACUCCCAGGGUCACCUCAACCUCAUGGUGCGAAUCAAGGAGCUGCAGAGAAGACUGGACCAGUCUUUAGGAAAGAUCACUUUGUUCCAGACGGGCUCAGACAGAGCCAGAGACAAAGGCAACAACUCGAUCGGCUCCAGACUCAACAGGAUGGAGGAUAAGAUAACACACAUGGACCAGACGCUGAACCGCAUCGCAGAGUCCCUCGUGUUUCUGCUGGACCAGAGGGACAUCGGCGGCGGCGAAGUUGGGGGCGAAGGCGGGGGCAGGCCGAGGCCGCGGCCCGGGCGGACCUUUAACAUCGUCCCCAGCCAGGAUAGCCUGCCAAGCUACGACCAGCUGUCUUCGUCACCUUCAUCCUUCCCCUUCAACACCGCCAGCCCGGCGGCCGGCCCCAACCCGCCCCUUAGCACCAGCGCCAGUCAGGAUGAGAGCUGCUGAAACCUGAAGCCAAACAACCUCAGAGUUCUUCUCUUCUUAGGGUAGUUCCUAAAAUGUAUUCACAUCUAUCUAUCUACCCAUCUAUGCAGUAAAUAUUGAUAGGCACAUCUACCGGCUGCUGCUUUGCUGAAUGUUGGCAUCAUGAUAUUUAUGUGAAACAUCGUAUCAGAGCACAUGGGAUGUAGGGGAACGUACUGUAUGUGACAGAGAAACAACAAUUCAAUGCUGCAAAGAAAUGAUUUCCCUGUUGGAUUGUUGUAAAGUAGUUUUCUGCUUUUGAUAUUAUACUUGAGAUGUAUUCAGGUUAAUGCGAAAACACCGCUACUGCCACGGCACCAUGUACUGUGAUUCAAUAUCCUAUACUUUUUUAAAUUGCAAAUUUAAUAAUAUUCAUCUUAGAGGGGACGCCUCAUAUUUCAAUAUUUCACUUGAAAAGUUUCAGUUUAAUCACUGCUUUAAUUUCAUUUCACUUUUUUUUUGUAAAUGUUCAGAAAUAUUCUUC